Molecule: messenger RNA, 1114 nt
Organism: Carassius auratus (goldfish)
Lineage: Eukaryota; Metazoa; Chordata; Actinopteri; Cypriniformes; Cyprinidae
Gene: mdp1
Product: magnesium dependent phosphatase 1
Exons: 6
Coding region: 107-589 (160 amino acids)
Molecular function (GO): acid phosphatase activity
Source: RefSeq, a predicted model, not a curated record
GCUACUUCCGCAUUACCGGUAAAGCACUAUUCUCAAGGAAACGAAAGCGUUCUAUCUGAUUGAUUUGAAUAGUCUUGUUUUCCUCCUUGUCUGUCGCUAAUCAAAUAUGUCUAAGCCAAAAUUAAUAGUCUUCGACCUAGAUUACACCCUGUGGCCGUUCUGGGUCGACACCCAUGUUGAUCCACCUUUUCACAUUGAUGACAGCGGCAUGGUGCGGGAUUCAAGAUUUGCCAAGGUUCCCAUUUAUCAUGAUACUGAAAAGAUUUUGAGCUCACUGCAUAGUCAGGGGUUCAAGAUAGGCAUUGCAUCACGAACCAGUGAGACGGAGGGAGCCAAUCAGCUGCUGUCACUCUAUAAACUUGACCAAUACAUUUCCUUCAAGGAGAUCUAUCCCGGUUCAAAGGUCACUCACUUUAAAAGGCUGAAAGCUGACAGUCGCGUCCAGUUUUCUGACAUGAUGUUCUUUGAUGACGAGGAUAGGAACAUCUUGGAGGUUGGCAGACUGGGUGUUCACUGUGUGAUGGUUCGUAAUGCCAUCACCUGGGAUCUAGUCAAGAAAUCACUUGAGGAGUUCAGCAAGAAGCAGUGAAGGCGUCUGGUCCUGUGGAGAUGCAGCUGCUGCAAAUGAAGAAGAACCCAUUUGCUGUGCAAAAAAAACUGAGAUGUACUGUAUAGAAGACUAGGAGGGUUAUGUUUAGUGAUUAUUUCUGUCUAAUCAACCGUUUUUAACUUAACUGACAAAAGCAAUUGGUGAAUACUUAUAAUUCUGAUUUAACAUUUAAAUAGUCUAUUAUUUAGCUCCAUUUUAAAACAUUAAAUGAAGCUUUUUUUUUUCUUUUGGUAAUUUGAGAUGCAAUUUAUUUAUAUUUUAUUUUUCAAUGUGUGAAAUUAUAAUUUGUUCCUUUAUUUAAGUGAUACACCUAAUCUUCCAAAGAAAUGUUCCUUUGCUCCAAAAAUGGAACUAAAAAAUUGUAAAACAAAAAGGUCAGUAUUUUAAUUGUUACUAUGCGUGACAGAUUUUUCAAUGGAAAAAUAGAUUUAUAUUUAUUACAUUUAAAAAACACGUGUGUUCCAUAUUUUUUGGUCUGUAUUUAAAAUGUAAUUUACUCUCUUA